CAAUAAAUUGAUAAUCGUAAUGUCAUAAAGCAAAGUGCGAAUAAAUAGAUAAUACGCAACCAAAUUACUGUAUUGGAAUAAUGAUACGAGCUCGGAGCAAUUAUUACAAUCUAACGAGAUUUUGCUAUUUAGUAUUUUUCCAAGUGCAACACUGCCAUCCUCAAAAACUUCACGACAGUCGCAAUUCGCAUUUGACACUUGACCGCUCACCGUUCACAAUUAUUCACUCAAGAUUUACGAACAAAAAUAAUUGAAAAUGGCUGCGAGCCGUCGGAAACAAGACGACAAAAAUUUAGAAAUUCUACGUGAACUUAUAUCACAGAGUGGAAACAAAUAUUGCUUAGAUUGUAAUCAGAGAGGUCCUACCUAUGUAAACACGACAAUUGGUUCAUUUGUUUGUUCAAAAUGUUCGGGAAUGUUGCGUGGUCUUACUCCACCACAUCGGGUGAAGUCAAUAUCCAUGGCCACAUUUACACCGGAGGAGAUAGAAUUUAUAAGAGUAAGAGGAAAUGAUUACUGUAGGCGAGUAUGGCUAGGCCUGUACGAGGGUGAAAGUGUAAACUACACUGACGAACAACGCGUUAGAGAUUUCAUGUCAGAUAAAUACGAAAAGAAGCAAUAUUAUCUAGAAUCGCCGCCAAACAAUGCACCGAUUACAAACGGAUCUUCGUCACAGAAAACUAAAAAUAAACAGAAAUCGGCCAGUGCAACCGUUACAGCGCCUCUAAUCGCUAUAUCGCCGCAAAUUUCUAAAAGUUCGGGUUUUAGCAACGUGCCUAGCGCGGCGAAAGUUUUGCCUAUGUCGUCGGGGCAAGAUAUAAACCAUAAAAUAGCUAGACCCGUAAAUAAUCACGCACCACCUUUAUUUAAUAAUAAUAUUGCGGCACCGCCAGCUGCACCUGUUCAACCACCUGUACCUGAUUUUCCUGUUGAUUUCUCCACUGCGAAUAUAUACAACAGUGCACAAAAUAAUAACUUCAGCAGCAAUAUAAACAACAAUUUUGCUAGUCAACCUACAUCAACUACUACACCUUCGUUUAAUGCUUUUAAUUCUACAAGUAAUAAUUCUGCAAAUGAUCGCUAUGCUGCCCUAGCAGACCUUGAUCUAGUUUUUAGACAGCAAAACAUGAAGAAUAAGGAGGAUAAUGUUAUAAGCAGGAAUCCCUUCCAAAGCACAAAUAAUGAUGUUUUUGCGAAUAAGAAUCCUUUUUUCAACGGAGGUUGGAGUGCUCCACCUGCAGCAGUUCCUGUUAAUCCAUUUAUGCCGUCCAAUAAUGGAAGUUUUGUGAACCCAAAGAAUCCGUUCCUUUGAUGGUCUGAGAGCAAGAUCUGGGAUCAAGAACAAACAAAUUUACGUAACUAAAGCACAAAAAAGCUACAAAUGUAAUGUUGUCUUAUUCUGUUAUAAUAUAACCAUUAUUUAUUUUUAAGUAUUUACAUUUUGCCAUAGUGCUUAUUUUAAUGGUUGUAACUUAAAGUGCCUCAAUCUGCCUUAAAACUUCAAAUCAUAUACAUUUAUAUUCUUGUAUGGGCUGUUAUAAUAUUUAAUAGAAAAAGCUAUAGUAUUUGGAACAUGUAUAGAUUAAAAUAUUAAAUAGUAUGGACUGUUAAGAUAUCAAUUGAGAUGUUGGUCUGAGCUUUAUUAAUUGUAAUUUUAUUUAGUAUUUAGAAAUUUGAGUCGGGCUUAGUCAUUAUUUUAUUGGCAUGACAAUUAAUAAACAGUUGUAUCAUAAUCUGCUAUCAAAAACAUAAGGAAGGUUUGAACGUGGUAUAUGUAUAUAACUAAACAAUGAAGUGAGUCAGUGGCCUUAAUUGUAAUGUGAUGUCAUCAAACCAUUUGCUGCCCAUGUUUGCGUAAAGCCUUCUAUUUGUGUAUCGCGAUAAGUUCUAUAAUUAAACAGUUGAAAUUUUAUAGUACAUAGAUUAAACUGAAAAUUGAAAUUAAUACAACUCAAUAAUUUAAAAAUACAAAAUACUCAACUCACAAAAUUUCAGCAAUGAAAAAGGCAAUGUGCGAAAGGUUUUGCAAGUGAUUUAAUGUACAAAUUUUAAUAUGAACAAUGAACAUGACAGAGAUUUCGAAAUUAGCACAAUUUAGAUUAGCUUAUUAUAUAAUUAUUUAAGAAAGUUAUAUAAAAAUAAAAUGAGGAAGUUGAGAGGCUAACGAUAUUUUUUUAAAUAUGUUUUCCUGUUUUUGAAUUGUUAUUUAAUUCAGCUAUGUAUUAUAAUAUAGCUUCCGACCGAUAUUGAAGAUUAUUAUUAGUAUUGUAUAAUUUUCUUAUAAUGCAAUGAACUCACCUCUCAAAUUCUAUGUCUAUCUGUGAUUGUAACCAGUAAUUAAUUUUUCUGCAACAUUAAUCAAUUUUUGAAGUUUUAUUCAUGCACUUGACUAUUUAUUUAGUUGUAAUUAUUUUUUACUCUUUGAGCACUGAGAUCUGUUAAUUUGUAUAGAAGAUGUAAAAAUAAAUCAAUAAGAAUA
This is a messenger RNA of Colias croceus (clouded yellow), 2479 nucleotides long. It is a transcript of the gene drongo, whose product is annotated as arf-GAP domain and FG repeat-containing protein 1. The transcript is spliced from 6 exons. NCBI's taxonomy places the organism in Eukaryota, Metazoa, Arthropoda, Insecta, Lepidoptera, Pieridae. The record is from RefSeq and is a predicted model, not a curated record. The coding region runs from base 257 to 1312 and encodes 351 amino acids. Gene Ontology annotation, molecular function: GTPase activator activity.